Racocetra fulgida is the source of this 212-nucleotide messenger RNA. The record is from the annotation of a GenBank genome assembly. Lineage: Eukaryota; Fungi; Glomeromycota; Glomeromycetes; Diversisporales; Gigasporaceae.
AUGAAUUCCAUUAAUACAGAUGUUCUAAAGAAUGCCUUCUCUCUUCAAAAACACAAUUUAAUUUUUGCUAAUGAAGAAAUCAAUGAAGAAACCGACGAAGAAACUGAUGAAGAAACCAAUGAAGAAACUAAUGAAGAAGAUGAAGCAGAAACAUUGACAGAUGAGCUAGAACAAGAUGAUGACUUAUAUGUUAAUCAAGAAUCUAUUCAUAG